Mucor mucedo is the source of this 2017-nucleotide messenger RNA. Its product is annotated as malic enzyme. The record is from RefSeq and is a predicted model, not a curated record. The transcript is spliced from 6 exons. Gene Ontology annotation, molecular function: NAD binding; malate dehydrogenase (decarboxylating) (NAD+) activity. Gene Ontology annotation, cellular component: mitochondrion. Gene Ontology annotation, biological process: pyruvate metabolic process; malate metabolic process. Bases 78 to 1967 code for a protein of 629 amino acids. NCBI's taxonomy places the organism in Eukaryota, Fungi, Mucoromycota, Mucoromycetes, Mucorales, Mucoraceae.
UCUUUUUCUUUCCCUCUUUCAUUUGUAUCCCCUUUUUUAUAUUUAUACAUAUUAAAAAAAAAAAUAAAGCAUCAAUCAUGCUUUCUGCUGGUAAAUACCUAUCAAAAUCUAUUGCUAUUGUUGGACCCCCUUCUACUAAGCAAAUAAGCAGAAUUUUGGGCAAUCGUUGCUAUUCUUAUUACAGUAACCCCAAUGCCCAACACGAGUUUUCGGAUCCUCGACAUGAUAAGACCGUCCAUGUCAUGCAUUCAAGAGGUGUAAAUGUCAUCCAUGAUCCUCUUUUAUCCAAAGGCACUGCCUUUAGUCUGGCCGAAAGAGAAAGAUUAUCUAUCCGUGGCCUUGUCCCCCCUCGUUGCCAAGCUAUGGAUAAACAGUUGUUGCGUGUUAAACGUAAUUUAGAUGCUUGUGAAUCCCCACUAUCGAAAUUCGUCUUUUUGGCUGCCUUACAGGACAGAAACGAGACAUUGUACUACAAGCUAUUAAUGGAACAUCUUGAAGAAUUAGCUGGCGUCAUUUAUACUCCCACAGUGGGUCUUGCCAGUCAAAUGUCCCAUUCCAUCUAUCGUCGUUCUCGUGGUAUGUAUUUCUCUAGCCAAGACCGCGGUCAAAUGUCUGCCAUGGUGUACAACUGGCCUCAUGAUAAGGUUGAUGUCAUUGUGGUAACGGACGGUUCAAGAGUAUUAGGGUUAGGUGAUUUAGGAGCCAACGGCAUGCAGAUUCCCAUCGGUAAACUUAGUUUGUACGUUGCUGCAGGCGGAAUCAGACCUAGAGCAGUUUUACCGGUCGUUUUGGACGUUGGCACAAAUAAUCAGGAUCUUUUGAACGAUCCCUUGUAUCUCGGCAUGAGUCACCCACGAUUAGAAGGCGAGGAGUAUUAUUCGUUUGUAGAUGAGUGGGUUACGGCUAUUACUAGCAGAUGGCCAGAUACGCUAAUCCAGUUCGAAGAUUUCAAAUACCCUCACGCUUAUAAUCUGUUAACAAAAUAUCGUAACCGUAUAACCUGCUUUAAUGACGAUAUCCAGUCGACCUCAUCCAUCACUUUAGCCGGAAUCUUGGCAUCCCUCAAAUCUAGAGGUAAGGAGCUUGAAGAUUUAUCCGACGAAAGGAUUAUUUGCGUUGGAGCAGGAUCAGCAGGUGUUGGUGUAUGUGAAGGAAUCAUUGACUGCAUGGUAGCGCAGGGACGGGUCAAGACAAGGGAAGAAGCUUAUUCCAAGAUCUACAUGCUGGAUCAGUAUGGAUUGUUGGGAAAUCCAACUAGCUUGGAUGACGAUAAAGAUGAUGUAGAAAGUGUCAACUAUAGACCUAGAGAGACUCCAUUAGAUGAUAGACAGCAUUGUUAUGUAAAACAUGACCUUCGUGACCAAAUGACUUUAGAACAACUAGUCAAAAAAGUGAAACCAACUGUAUUGUUAGGUCUCACGGGUAUCCGUGGUGUCUUCACUGAGGGUGCCGUCAGAGAAAUGUCUAAACACCAAGAAAAGCCUGUCAUUUUCCCUUUAAGUAAUCCUGAUACCCAUGCUGAAUGUACCGCUGAAGAGGCUUUUAAAUGGACAGACGGAAGAGCUAUAUUCGCUUCCGGUAGUCCUUUCAAGGAUGUUUUAUUACCCAACGGUAAAAUCGGAAAAACAAACCAAUGCAACAAUUCUUAUAGUUUUCCCGGACUUGGGUUAGGUAUUACAGUAUCUAGAGCUAGUAGAGUCACACCCACCAUGUUCUUGGAAACCGCCCGUACAAUCGCGAAUAUGGCUACGCCCGAGCAGUUGAAGCAAGGCAUCUUAUAUCCUGGCGUUAGCCAGUUGCGUGAGGUAGCCUUGAACGUUGGAACCCGUGUCUGUGAGGUUGCUUUUGAAGAAGGUGUAGCCACCUCUGUUUUGGAAGAAGGCGAGAUCUUAAGCGAAGUAGUCCGCAACUCUGCCUAUCAACCUGAGUAUGUUCCUUUAGUCUACCAUCCCGGUUAUAACUUUUAAUCAAAAUAAUAUGCAUAAACACACACAUUAGCCCCUUUAAUUAAAAAACC